Anoplophora glabripennis (Asian longhorned beetle) is the source of this 3282-nucleotide messenger RNA. RefSeq names its product BTB/POZ domain-containing protein 7. Gene Ontology annotation, molecular function: protein binding. The coding region runs from base 1 to 2616 and encodes 871 amino acids. Gene Ontology annotation, biological process: morphogenesis of a branching epithelium. The record is from RefSeq and is a predicted model, not a curated record. Lineage: Eukaryota; Metazoa; Arthropoda; Insecta; Coleoptera; Cerambycidae. The transcript is spliced from 6 exons.
AUGAACUUAUUUAGCUGUCUAUUUCCAUGUGCACUACAGCACAGUUGGCGGAGUGGUGAAAACCAGCAGUGUAUGUCUGAAAGACUAACACACAGAAUGGGAGUGAAUGCAUCUACAUCUCCUGGGAAUGAUCCCACAAUGGUACCUGCUAACUUAGGCAAUGAUUCCUCAGUUACUGGUUAUAGAGAUACAAUAGGAGUUGUCAGAGAAAGAAAGAAGAAAGUUACUGGUUUUGCCACUUUAAAGAAGAAAUUCAUCAGAAGAAGACGUUCUUCGAAAGCUUGUGAUCAUGGGCGAAUGCUCCGCGAACUGGUGGCUGAUUGGAGUCCUCUGGAAGUAGCUGCUUUAUUAGAAGAAUAUGAAGCCUUAGCGGCUUUGAAAGACUUAUGUGUUCAGGCAGAAUUGGCAAGACCACCUGCUGCAACUUUCAAACAAGAUCUCUCUGCAUUAUAUGAUUUUAAAUACUGUACAGAUGCGGAUUUAGUUUAUCGAGGUGCCUGUUUUCCCAUUCAUAGAGCACUUCUUUCUGCUAGGUGUCCUUACUUUCGUGAUCUGUUAGCAGGAUGUCCCGGAUAUGGCGCUCGUAUCUGUUUGGAGUUAAGAACGGCUACUGUCGAUGUUCAAUUGUUCUCUGCCUUGUUAAGAUAUUUAUAUACUGGUGAUAUUUGCCCACAUAAUACCAAUAUUGAUAUGAAUUUGUUACGAAGACUGAGGGAGGAAUUUGGCACCCCCAAUGCCCUGGAAGCCGAUUUAAGAUAUUUACUUGAGACUGGUGACUAUGCCGAUGCGGCAUUAGUGUUUACAUCAGAUGGUUCAGAUUGCCAACGCCCCGAUUCUGGAAGCUCCGAGUACGGAUUUAGACCUAAAUUAGAAUUACCCUGUCACAAAGCAAUACUUUCGGCAAGGUCCCCUUUUUUUAGAAACUUAUUACAGAGGAGGUCUAAAAGUGGAGAAGACCAUACCGAAAGGGCUCUACAUAUCCCUACUAGGAUUGUUCUGGAUGAAACUGUUAUACCCAAGAGGUAUGCUAGAGUCCUUCUUCAUGCUAUAUAUUUAGACCAAGUAGAUCUGUCCCUAAUUUCUCGUGGUGGUUGUGGUGGUGGCUUAGGUGAAGCUCAAGCUUUGGCUCACACAGGCCGAGCUAGGCCAUCUCCUCUUGAAGAAGCCAUGGAACUGUACCAAAUAGGUCGCUUCUUGGAAUUGGAUAUUUUGUCUCAAGGUUGUGAAGACCUCAUACUGGAGUGGCUGUCACUGGAUACAUUGCCAGUAGUGUUACAAUGGGCGAGACAGCCACAUGGGUCUGCUUGGGUCCACCGACAGGCCUUACAUUUCCUUCGAGAAGAGUUUCAACCUGUCUCACAGUCAUCAGUUUUGCAUCAGUUGGACAAAGUUCAUCUUAUCGAGGUUCUUAGAAGUCCUUUUUUGCAAGCGAGUGAGCUAGAAGUUUUACAUGCUGUACUUAAAUGGGGUGAAAAUGAAUUAGUACGAAGAAUGGAAGAUAGGGAACCUAAUAUUGUUAGUCACACAGCGCAUUCGGUUGCAAGAAAAGGAAUUAAGAAAAGAGAUUUAAGUGAUGUAGAACUUAGAGAGAUAUUGUCCGACUUAUUACCUCUCGUUAGAAUGGAUCAUGUGUUGCCUCCAAAUAGUGAAAUUUUGAAUCACGCAAUUCGUCGAGGAUUAGUAAGUACUCCUCCAAGUCAUAUGAUUGGAGGAGACAGGGAAAAUCUCCGCGUAAAUGCCUGGAUACGUGGUGGUAAAAAUAACGGAUUAUUUAUACAACCAAGACUGUUCAUGCCAUAUUAUGAUGAAGUAAAAGUUUUGGUAGAGGACCAACUUGUUCAAGAAGUAGAAAUUAUGAGGAUGCGUAGGGCCCGCUAUAUGCAAGACAUUCCUGAUACCCUGUAUAUGGUAGAAGAAAAACCUCGACCUCAUGGGGCUGCUGGCGUUGAUGUUCUAGCAUCGGUACUACCUGUGCCAGAUCCGGCUGUUAUGACGGCAAUGCUGAAAAGGGAGCAAAAGCUACGCCAAUCUCCAAGCUGUCAACGUGCUCUUAACAUGCCUUUAUCUUCAAGACAUGAAAUCAACCGCCAGAUUAGACUGCGUGUAGUCCGAGAAUUUAAUUUGCCAGAUCCAGUAGCUGAUAUGUUAGAGAACUGCUUUUGCAUUCCCGAUCAGUGUGACACCGAUUCUCUUCAAAUAUCGCCUAAUAAAGUUGUCGUCGGUUCAUCGCACAGCUGUUACAGUAAAAAUGUUAGUUCCCAAAGGGCUGGAUAUUCACAGCGACAAGAAUUACCUGCAAUAGUACCAGACGGAGAUUUUCGUUUCUCCACAGAACCAGAAAGUAGUUCGUGCAGUGACGGCCAUCUUUCAGAUAUUAUGCCCGACGUGGCCAUGGCUACUGCUACCAUAGGACAGAUACAGUUACAAGAGCAACAAGAAAUGGAGCUGGACUUGGGAGAUGGUAAUCCUCGCAUUCACAGCUCGUUAGGUGGAACUCAACUAAUACCUUCCUUGCAACAUCCUCUGUCUUAUCGGCGGUAUCAACCUUCAACUUAUCCCCACUUAAGAUCUGAUUCUCAGUCUCAGUAUAAUCCACCCAUGCCCAGGUUUCUAUAGUUUUAAGAUUUUUUUUUAACUCUGCUUAUAUUAUUGUAUAUAAAGCUUUUUACCCUUACAAAUUUUUUUCUGGCAUAUUAUGAAAAUACAUGAAAACUUUAAUUGCAUGUACAUAUUAAUCCAAUCGAUGGUCACUGUCUUUCACUUCCGUUUUUUUUUUUACUAAUUUUAUUUAAUGUUGGAGAUUAAAUGAUAGAUUAAGAAGCAUUCAGGUGUAGGUAGUUAUAUUGCCAUUUUGUGUGAUCAUCCACAAAUUCUUUCGUUUCAGUAGUUUGGCCCCCAUGAAAUAGUCCUAGAAAAAUCUCGUAUGGGAAAAAAGAGCACAAUUAAAAAAUAUGUAUUAUUAUUGUUAGUUUUUUUUCUAAAAUGUUAAUGACGUGAAGUGUGUUAUUGUGAUGCAUAUUUUUUAUUUGUCCGAUACUUUUCCCAGGUCGCAAAAUAUUCAAAUAAACAGAAAAAAACUAAAACUUUGUUACAAAUAAAUAACUUUAGACAGUAGCUUAUCCACAAAUUUCCUAAAAUGAAUUAUCAUUUCUUUAUAUCCACUAGCCUUAAAAUUGCUGAAUAUUGUCAAAUAGAAUGCCAUAUGGCAGAUCCUUGAAAAACAUUUAUUUAUUUUUCGUCCUAUUAUAGGAGAUAUGUUUUUUUUUAGCUUAUCACAUUUCA